Molecule: messenger RNA, 644 nt
Organism: Dipodomys ordii (Ord's kangaroo rat)
Lineage: Eukaryota; Metazoa; Chordata; Mammalia; Rodentia; Heteromyidae
Gene: Bhlha15
Product: basic helix-loop-helix family, member a15
Exons: 2
Coding region: 94-642 (182 amino acids)
Molecular function (GO): protein dimerization activity
Source: RefSeq, a predicted model, not a curated record
AGCGACGUGUCCUUGUCCCCCGUGGGCAGGCUCUGUGCGUGCAGCCGCGGAUCCCCAGGGCCACUCACCUCUUGGGUCAACCAUUCCAGAACCAUGAAGACCAAGAACCGGCCCCCGCGGCGCCGGGCACCGCUGCAGGACACAGAGGCCACCCCUGAAGAGAGGACUCCUGAGAGGUCUCAGGCAGGCUCAGGGCCAGAGCUGACCAAGGGUCUGAGGAACAGGGCAGCCAAGGCAGCAGGGGCACGGGCCGAGGUGGCAGGGCGGCGGCGACAAGGACCAGGUGGCCGGCGUGACAACAGCAUCCAGCGGCGGCUGGAGAGCAAUGAGCGGGAGCGCCAGCGGAUGCACAAGCUCAACAAUGCCUUCCAGGCCCUGCGUGAGGUCAUCCCGCACGUGCGGGCUGACAAGAAGCUCUCCAAGAUCGAGACGCUCACGCUGGCCAAGAACUAUAUCAAAUCGCUGACCGCCACCAUCCUCACCAUGUCUAGCGGCUGCCUGCCCGACCCGGCAUCCGGCCCGAAACUUUACCAACACUAUCAGCAGGCCACUGGGGGCGCGCUCGGAGACACUGAGGCACAGCCGCAGGGCCAUCUGCAGCGAUACUCCACGCAGAUCCACAGCUUCAGAGAGGGCAGUUAGCG